This is a messenger RNA of Malassezia japonica, 2064 nucleotides long. RefSeq lists its product as uncharacterized. The transcript has 2 exons. The record is from RefSeq and is a predicted model, not a curated record. Bases 1 to 2064 code for a protein of 687 amino acids. Lineage: Eukaryota; Fungi; Basidiomycota; Malasseziomycetes; Malasseziales; Malasseziaceae.
AUGUCGCCGCACGGCGCUGCACCGCCCCACGGGGGCCAGCGGGGUCUAGGUGGCCAUGGCCAUGUCUCCCGCUCUGAAUCGAUCAGUCUCCCUCCCCUGUCGCACUCGCCGGGAUCGGCGUGUGCGGCGCUACCGGCGAUCCUGCAUCGCCUGCGUAUGGAAGACGAGCAAGGCGAGCCGCCGCUGCUUGAAGAUGCAGCGAACCGCCGCAAGCGCCGCUCGUGGGAGAUGCAGACCGAGAUCGAGAUGCCGCCGCCUCCCUUUAUGGUGCGCACUUCAAGCGCGGAUCGCUUUGUGCACGGGAAGCCGCCGCUCGGCAUGAUGCCGCUCAAGACCCUGCGUACGGAACGUACGAAAUUUGCGACUUACACCUUUCCGCGGGCGGAUAUGCGUGAGUCGCGGAUCAUUGAUUCGAGGUACGAGCCUGCCGCGGCGAUGAAAGCGCCGCACUCGGAACCUCUGGGGGGCUAUUUUCCGCCGACCGAUCUCAAUGGUUCGGUCGAGCAUCCCCACAGCGAUCCCCCCCCGCGGCCCAUGUCGCGCAGCCACUCCUCCUACUCUAUUUCAGCAUCGGAAGGAUGCCCCCGUACGCCCGGACCCGAGGUUGGGGAACUUCCCCUUCGUCUGGACGAGCCUAGCUCCGCUAUGUCUGUGGCCUCUAUGCUCGACGCGCCGCCGCUGGUCGAUGGCGCGCCCGGCACGUCGCUUCCCAGCAUGGGCUCAGCACACUCGCUCAGUGAGUCGCCCGAGCAGAAGGAGUCGAUAACGGGCGGCCCCAGCCCCGAGGGGCACCGCGGCCCCACCCCACCCGUCACCCCAAAAUGGAACAAGCCCCGCGGCGCCGGCGCCGCGACGACCAACGGAAGCGGCAAAGCGUAUGCCACGCCAAACACGUCCCAGUUCAUCCGGCGCCAGCAAUCAGUAUCGGUCGUGACCGCGGGCCAGACCACGACCAAGUCCCGGCCGGGCUCGGAAGUGGUCAUCACCCAGCAGGUGACGUCCACCGCGCCGGCCCCGUCGCCCACGCCAAUGCCCCCGGUUGAGGAGCAGAAGCACACGCCGGCCGGACCGGUCGCGGGUGGCGUCGUGGGCGGUGUUGUCGGACUUCUCCUGCUCGUCCUGCUCGCCUAUCUCUUGCUGCGUCGCAUGCGCAACCAGCGCGCGACACGCGCCCUGGACUCGGCCUACGCCGAGGCGGGCAUCGGCGGCGGUGGCGUCGACCGCCGUACGCGCAUGCGCCCUGCGCAGGCUAUCGACGAGCCGUGGAGCCCGGGCGGGAUGGCGAUGCACGCAUCCAACAGCGGCCAGCCCUCGCUGGGCGGCGCCGGCAGCGACCCUUACUUUGCCUCGCCGGUGCACCACCACUACGACGAUAUGGAGAUGGGUGUGCGGCCCAGCAUGCAAAAGACGCCGCGCGACUCGACGCAGCACGACCCGGUGGCCUGGCCCGAUUUCCAGCCGGGCCCGGCCGCGCGCCAGAUGAGCCAGUUCCAGGACGAGGCGCCACUCGCCGACGUCUCUACACACACCAAUCUGGCCGCGCCGGCUGUGCAUGUAUCGCACUACGAAAACAUGGAUGCAGAAGAACCUGUGCCCACGACGCAAGUGCCUGUAGCGUCCAGUGACGCGUACGCCGCCGCCGCACCCACCGAGAUGCUUGGCGAGAUUGAUACCACUUCGGGCGCGCAGCAGCACGCCGCCGAUGCCGACACGUUUGCGACUGCGCCUCCGUCGAGUGCUGCGCCGGCUAUUUCCACACAGACCCUCGCCAAUGCGCCUGCGCGCGAGUCGCUGCCCCGCCUGAACACGGACUCGCUCUCGCGCAAGGACAGCAACGCGGCCGACCUGCAGUCGCCGUCGUCGGCCUACAUGUGGCUGCCGCCCCGGAAGCUCUUUACGGAGAGCACCGAGGAGGAGGCGCCGGAGCCGGGCGCGGCCGCAGCGCCCGCGCGCCCUUCGCUCCUGCGCUCUGAGAGCAACAUGCAGGACUCGGCAGAGGAGCAGGAGCUGAGCAACAAGCUGUGGCGUAACAAUGGCACGCUCCGGGUCGCGAAUGAGUCGUAG